UCUUAAACCGGUGGGUUUGCUUUGCAACGCGGUUUAGUGUUUACUUCGAAAUGCGUUCGACUUCUCGUCUUCCCUCAGGAUCAAGAACCCCAAAUCUCUGUCUCUCUCUCUCUACAAGAACACAGAAGAUCACGAUGUGGGUGGAGAUCAUCUGCGGUUUGGUAAUAUACAAACUGAUUCGACGGUUUUUCUCCGAUGAUGAUUUCUCCGACGUCGAGACCUCCGAUUCCACAGCUCUCUUUUCCGUUGCUCACAGACUCGAGAAGCUUUAUGGUGGGAAAGCUUACGUGGGUCUUCGAGUUCCCGAUGCCGACACUGUCUCCAGACAAGACAUUGAUAUAGUCCUCGUAACUAAAGGGGAAGCUGUGGUGAUCUCUGUCAAGAAUCUCUCUGGGUUUGUGUCCGUCAGGAGCGAUGGAAGCUGGGUUUGCGAAGGUGGCAAAAGCCACAGAACUGAAACUUAUCCUGAUCCAGUUGCAGAAGUCAAGAAACAAGCUUCAGUUCUUGAAUCAUAUCUGGAGCAGAGAGGAGUUUCUUUGCUAGAAGGAAAUCUGUCCUGUAAAGUUGUUAUCCCAAAUCCAAAUUUUCGUACUAUUCAUGCCUUUCCAUCUGAGGUAAUAACCUACGAGGAGUGGACACAUCUGAAACCAGUUUCGAGAGGUGCAUUUUCCAGUUGGGUUAAGGGUGCGUUCAGAACUGGAAAGGAGAUGCAGGAAUCGUUGCAACAAAAACUCAAUUUCGUCCUUGGCACAGCGCCCAUGUGGGAUAGGUUGGAACUUAAAAGCAACAAAAUUGUCUUAGGAGAAUUCCUCGAGUUUAAAGGGAAGAGUGAAGACACCUUGGCUUUGGGAAACAUUAAAAGAUCCAAAGUCGAUCGUGUAUCUAUCCAGAAGACGAGCAUGUUUGGAUUAGCUCCAACGAAGCUCCAGGUUCUGUACUCGUUUAGGGACUACCGAAGCGAAGGCAGUUCAUCCUCAUCAUCGGAAUGGAAGGAAGUGACGGUAAGGUCAAGUACGGAGGUUGUGUUUCAGCUACGAGACACUGCAAAAAUCAAGAAAUUCAAGCUAUCAUCCAUUGUUUCGAUCUCGUUCAGCGCAUAAGAAGCCGACCAACAUGUUCAGUUACGCUGUUUUCAUGUGCAAGAGCUUGAUCCCGUGACUUGGAAAGGUUGUAAUUGUCUCGUAUAUGAAGUCUAACAUCGUCAUUGACGCUUGAUAGCUGGAUGCAAUGAAAUGAGUUGUGAGUUAGUUUUUGUAUGCUUCUCUCCAUUGUUGGCAACUGUAUUCUUCAGCCCUGCUCGAGUCCGAGGCUGAAGGAAGAGGCUUUCGUGCAUCGGAAAAUCCUCUUUUAACGUGCUUAUCUGUUCGACAUCGAUCUCUUUCAUGGAGUUGAACCGUCGUAGUUGGGAGGGUAUGCAUACAUGUUUGUUUGUAUGUACGUACGUACUUAAGGUUGGAUGUGAAAGACGCAUAUUGAUCAUUUUUGCCAA
Molecule: messenger RNA, 1489 nt
Organism: Tarenaya hassleriana
Lineage: Eukaryota; Viridiplantae; Streptophyta; Magnoliopsida; Brassicales; Cleomaceae
Exons: 7
Coding region: 51-1100 (349 amino acids)
Source: RefSeq, a predicted model, not a curated record